GGUUCCUCCCCUUAUUUGGGCCGUCAAAAACCCCAUAACUUCCCCUACGAGUAGCCAUUUCUUCGAGCUUCUGAAGGUGCAUUUUUUCACUUCCAAUGGCGGCGAGAAAUUCUCUACUGAAGUAUCUUAGGGUUCAUGUACAGGCCCUGCCGAAGACCAACAGUCCCAUUCUCUACUCCCACCCCUUCAAUGCGAUUCGACGCCGUCUCUUCUCCGAGGAGGUGAGGGGUUCUUUUCUCGACAAAUCGGAAGUCACCGAGCGGGUCGUUUCCGUUGUCAAGAAAUUUCAGAAGGUCGAUCCCUCCAAGGUUACUCCAACAGCUCAUUUUCAAAAUGAUCUAGGAUUGGACAGUUUAGAUACUGUGGAGGUUGUGAUGGCUCUUGAAGAAGAGUUUCGGUUUGAAAUUCCCGACAACGAAGCGGACAAAAUCAACACUAUCAAUCUUGCUGUUGAUUUUAUUGCCUCUCACCCUCAAGCAAAAUAGACGAAGGCAGCUUUCACUCAGGUUUCUCCUAUUUCUAUGAGAAUUUAGAUGCUGUAAGAUUUCCCUUAUUUGUCUCCUUGUAUUUUUGUUGCCGUUUCCGUUUGUCUUUCUAAAUCUUUAUUCAAACCCUGACUGAGAAUUGAUACUGGCUGAGCCAGCUUCUAGCCGCAUAAAUUGAGGCGAACUCUUAUUGGCUUUCAUCAUGAAUCGACCUUGCCUAUAUUUCAAUAAUGAUUUUAUAAGCUUUUAGAGAAAA
This is a messenger RNA of Momordica charantia (bitter melon), 741 nucleotides long. It is a transcript of the gene MTACP2, whose product is annotated as mitochondrial acyl carrier protein 2. Gene Ontology annotation, biological process: fatty acid biosynthetic process. Gene Ontology annotation, molecular function: acyl binding; acyl carrier activity. Lineage: Eukaryota; Viridiplantae; Streptophyta; Magnoliopsida; Cucurbitales; Cucurbitaceae. Gene Ontology annotation, cellular component: mitochondrion. The record is from RefSeq and is a predicted model, not a curated record.